AUGGCUCCACCUCGAAACCGCGGCCGUCCACAGCCUUCUCCUUGGGAUUCACCGUCCAAAGUACCAGCAUGGGGAGCUACAGGACGUCAGAUUUGGGGUCAACCUCAAUCUUCAUGGCAAGUAAGUUGUUUUUGGAUUUUUAGGCAUGAAGCCUUUAUAAAGGGACGGUGAAACAUCUUAUAAACGUAUUAAAGGCUUUAAAUUAAAUAAAUUUAGGAACAAUAGUUUUAUAUGGCUGAAAUUCAAUUUUUUUAGGUAGUUUAAUAUCUAGAAUAUCGAACUUUAGCGUUCUUGAACUUUAAAUUUAAUAAGUUUUUAAAACCUCUAUUUUAGCAAGACCGCCUGGUCUUUGGAGACCCAUACGCUCAUCAAAGCCCAUCAAGCUAUCAACAACCUUAUGCUCGACCAAGUUCUUAUGAUCACUUCUCUCCACCAUCUUAUGGAUAUCAACCUCGAGAUUAUGCUGCUGGUUAUUCAACAGUUCCUUCUUAUAACGCUCGGCUAGCUUCGAUUCCAAUGAGACAACCUAUCAAGCCGAUGUUUAAGAAGCCACAACAAGGAAAUCAACAACAGAACAACAGAAACAAUAUUAAGAAGAAUAGGAAGAAGAAUAAUAAAGGCGUUCAGAGAGUUGGAGAUAAGGUUGUGUUGAAGGAUGGAGUAAGUUUAAGGUUUCUGUGGGUGUAUGUUUAAUUUACGCCUCUGAUUUUUAUGAUUCAGGUGGUGUUUAAUUAUAAAAACGUUAUAUUUUAUAUUGUAGUAGGUUGUAAAUGGUAAGAACAUUAAUUUUUUUAUAUUGUAGUAAGUUCUCAAAGAAAAAAUACUAAUUCUAACAUAUUAUACUAGGUUUUCAAUGGUACUGUAAGAAAAACAAGUAUUUUAAUACAAAAAAUCUAUAUUAUAUUGUUUUAGACACCAGCUGGAGGCAGAAAAAAGGAAACCGCUCGUAAACCAAAGCAAAAAAAGCCGGCUGGCGUUGAUGAUAUAGAGUUUAAGGAUGAAGAUUCUGUGGAGACGCUUCUGGAGAACGCAAAAACACUCAGUGAAUCAAGCAAACGGCACGUUCGAAAUAAGUUUGUCAAGAUCUUCAACUUUAAUGGUAUUUGGACUAAGACCAUUAUUGAACGUAUGUUUUUUGAUAGUUUUGUUGGAUUUUAGGUAAUAUUGGGUUGGGCAAUCGUUGGAGUUGGCGGAUUUUCGAUUUUAAAUAUUGGACUUCUUGUUUAUGACUUAUCAAAGAAAUUUUUUUGAUUUACCACAUUAUUCUCUAUAGUAAAUCAACUUUCUAACAAGAGGCAGACCUAAAAAUCAUAAUUUUUUUGACUUCAGAAGCCGGAACCUUCAACAAGGCAGCUAAAUGCAUGGUAAAGUUCAUCUUUACCUCCUUUUUCCCUUCCUUCUUCCAAUUCAGUUCAAACGGCAGUGAUAUGGACAACGUAGCGUUCGAUGCAGCAGUAUUGGCCUUGAAAAAGCUCCACGAUCUUGGAAUCUUGGAAAGAGCAUCUGUUUGUAAAAUUUUAUCCAAGAAACACAGUAUUAAGAAUGAAGGCUUCACCAGAGCCAAGCUAUCUAUCACCGUCUUGAAAGAAGAGUUGGAAAAGGAGGAGUUUGACGAUGAAUUCAAACUAAAUGGACGUGAACCAACUCCAGAAGAAUCAGAGAAGCUACAAGCUGCGAUUCAAAGAGCGGCCGAAAGAAUUGCCAAGGAUGAUUUGCCUAAAAUUGAAGUAAAAGAAGAGGAGGAAGGAAAGGAAGGGGAAGAAAAGAAGAGUGAAGAAGAGAAAGAAGGAGGAAAAGAAGGUGAAGAAGUGAAGGCUGAGGAAAACGAGGGAGAAGAGGUGAAAGAGGAAGAUGAAUCAAAGUUAGAGAUAAAAGAGGAAGAUGAGACAGUUGAUGAAAGCCAAAAGGAAGAAUAUGAACUGACUGAUGAGGCAUAA
Bursaphelenchus okinawaensis is the source of this 1937-nucleotide messenger RNA. Lineage: Eukaryota; Metazoa; Nematoda; Chromadorea; Rhabditida; Aphelenchoididae. The record is from the annotation of a GenBank genome assembly.